Molecule: messenger RNA, 1188 nt
Organism: Cotesia congregata
Lineage: Eukaryota; Metazoa; Arthropoda; Insecta; Hymenoptera; Braconidae
Source: the annotation of a GenBank genome assembly
AUAAUGGGUGUUUAAUGACACAAAAAUGAGCACUUUUAACUAAUAGAGUAUUGAGUAUUAAAUCAAACGUAUUUUGUUCAUAAAUUUCAGAAGGAAUAAUUUGAAGAAUAUAAAUUACAGGAUGUAAAAAGGACAACUGUAGUAAUAUAGUGUUCAGUCACACUUUAAAAACUCUAUUUUGAUAAAAUUCUAACAAUUAUCAUGAACCAUACGUUAAAAGUUGUUUUUUUGCAAUUAUUAGCUUUGUAUUGCAUAAAAAUAUCGUGUAGUGAUGUUAAUCAACUAUCAAAUAGUGCAAAACAAAGCGAUUUAUAUUUUACAAUAAAUAAAAUCCAUAAAAAAAGGAUAUCUGAGAUAAAAUGUGAAGAAUAUGAAUUGAUAACACGGCAAUUGAAAACUUCAGAACAAUGCGAUCAUUGUGUUUCGUUUUUAAUGGCUCAUGGACAGUAUGCGAGAAAAAAUGAGUUUCCACACAUGGCAGCAGUUGGAUGGCUUCAGGAUAAAAACAGUGCAAUCGAAUAUUCAUGUGCUGGUUCAUUGAUUUCUGACCAAUGGGUUCUAACUGCUGCUCAUUGCACCCAUAAUGCUAUGGGAUUUCCGAAAGUUGUUAAAUUAGGAAGCAUUAAUCUAAGUAACGAUUCCGGAGAAAUCAUCAGUAUUGUCAAAAUAAUCGUUCAUCCAGAAUUCAAACGACCACGCCUGUAUCAUGACAUUGCUUUGUUGAAAUUGGAACGUGGUGUAGAAUUCAAGAACAAUGUCAAGCCAGGUUGUUUGUACAGAAAAUUUGAAACAGCGCCUGAUGUUGUUUGGGCCACUGGAUGGGGUUCCAGAAGAAAUGGUAGGUUUGCUUUUGUUAUUAUCAACGAAUUGAUGAUAGUGAAAUUACAGACAAUAGACAACAUCAAGUGUACAAUGGCAUAUGGCAAAACAAUUGCAGUACCAAAUGGCGUAUCUCCAAGCAUGAUUUGUGCAGGUGAUACACUGAAUCAUUGGAAAAGCGACACCUGUAAGGGUGAUUCUGGCGGUCCGAUUCAAGUGUACCGUAAUUUUGACGAUUCUAGUUUAUUGUUUGACAUUGUUGGGAUCACUAGUUUCGGUAGAUCAUGCGCUACGGAGAAUAUUCCAGGUGUUUAUAUUCGAGUCUCGCAUUACAUCGAUUGGAUUGAAGAAAUCGUGUGGCUGAAUUAG